CGGCACGUGACGCGGAUCAUCCUAGCGCCGCUCGACUUUUUUCCGAACUCUCGCCGCAACAGUCGCGUUUGCUGCGUCUAUAUCAAGUCACAAUGGCCGAUUCUUCCAGUUCAGGCGCCGCUGCUGGUACCAGCGGUACCGGUCAGCCCAAGGCGGCUCCAAAGCCACCUAACCCGGUCUUCAAGAUGAUGGGUUUGCCGAACAUUCGCUUCAAGCUGCCCUCUCGUAACUGGAUGAUCUUUUUCACCAUCACCGGUUCUUUUGCCGGCGCUAUCAUCUACGACCGCCGGGAGAAGCGCCGUUCACAACAGAAGUGGUGCGACCUCGUGGCUCAUAUCGCGAACGAGCCGCUGAGCGUCGACCAGAUGCGCCGCAAGUUGACCGUUUACCUGGCUGCGCCGCCGGGUGAUGGUCUCCGCGUGGCGAGGGACCAUUUCAAAGAAUACGUCAAGCCCAUCCUGACCGCUGCGGCGCUGGAUUACACCGUCAUUGAAGGACGUCAUGAGGGCGAUGUCCGUGCCAGCACUGCAGAGAGCAUUCGGAAGUUGAGGCGGAAGGCUGGUGAGCAGAGCUCGGUUAUUGAGGAGCCUAGCGUGGAGUCCGCUGUCUUGGACAUGCGCGAGCGCAUGGGUAUCCGGGACGAACCCGGUGCCAAGGGUGAUCUGGUAAUUGGGCGGCAUACCUGGAAGGAAUACGUUCGGGGCCUGCACGAGGGCUGGCUUGGACCAUUGAGCCCUCCGCUCGUUGCAGAAGCCGUUGCAGAAGCCGUUGCAGAGGUCGUUGCAGCUGAGCCGAUAGAGGAGACACUGAAGGACCUCGCAGCCGGUGACCAACCCUCCGAUGCCGCCCAGGCUAGCCCCGAGCAGAAGGCUGAGCCUGAGGAGAAGAAGGAAGAGAAGCCCUCGAAGCCUGCCGGUCCUGCUGAGGCUUACAUCCUUCCUACCGAUUAUCCCUCCGCCCACCUCCCCUCCUCAAUUCCUCAGUCCUUCGACAGCUCCGCGCCCAUUGAAUUCCCCCAUAUCCUUGGUUUCUUCAAUACCCCGAUUCGCCUGUACCGCUACCUUACCCAACGACACCUUGCUGAGAGCAUCGGUAGCCAAGUGGCAGCCCUCGUUCUCGCAGCCGAUGCUAGACCCUACCGCGACGAGUCCUUCGGCUCCGACUCCGAAGUGAGCGCAGCGAGCGCCGACACUACCCCAUCCAGCACAUACGAGCAGCAAACUCUUCUCGAGCAUGAAGAGAAGGAGUGGCAUAAAUCCGUUCACAAGCGUGACGAGGAAAACAAAGAUAAGGAACGUGAAUGGCUAGAUGAUAUCGUGCUUGAUCAGCGCAUCGCUUCGCGCAUGCAGCGCGCCACGCUCUCGCCCGAAGACGAGGCUCGCGCUCAGCGCAUUGCCUCGGAGGAGGAAUAUAUUCUCGGUCAGGAACGACCGCCUCCCGUUGCUUUUUGGCAGCGCAUGUGGAUCCAGUACGGCUACGGCGAGGACGAGGAGACCUUGAGGAAAAAGCCUAUUCUUCCUAUUGUCGAUGACGAGGAAUAGUGCGCAAGCACUGCAUUCUUUAAUUGAGAGAGUGCUCCAUAUCAUAGAAGCGUUGUGGUUUUUUCUGAUGCCUCGGGCGUGGGGUUUAUCUUGUUUUUUUAUAAUUUGCAUAACCAUCUCCCUCUUCGGCUUGUAUAUUAGUAUUAGAGGCGCAACUAUCUUUUCAACGGGAUGUACAUGGAAAAAAAAUACAAUAUUGACGAUAUUUUGAUCUCCU
This is a messenger RNA of Penicillium brasilianum, 1758 nucleotides long. NCBI's taxonomy places the organism in Eukaryota, Fungi, Ascomycota, Eurotiomycetes, Eurotiales, Aspergillaceae. The record is from the annotation of a GenBank genome assembly.